GGAGUCUCCAUUGGCCUGUAGGGCCCAGUUUAGGUGGUUCAGUUCACCGUGGAGGAGAUGGGGUUUUGAUUCUAUGAAACUGGCAGCCUCCGAUGUGGGCAGGGCUGCUGGGAGGGGCGGUGCUCCCUCUGGGCUUGUACAUGAAGGCCCAAAUGGGAGGCCAAGGGGUGCUUCCUUAGGAGGAAGGAGGAAAGGUCCUGCAAAGGAGGUGCAACGCGGAUUAGACCCGGGACAAGAGAGAGGGGCUCAUUUGCGGGGCGAGAGGAUGCUGUACUGCUGGGGCGAAGGCUCUGCUGGGCAGCUGGGGCUGGGGAAAGGGGAGGGGGUCUCGGGGCCGGUGCCUUUCCGACCAGGACCCCGAGCUCCGGCGGACCAAGCGGUGGUGCUGGUGGCUUGCGGGGAGCGGCACACGCUGCUGUUGCGCGAUGAUGGCGGGGUGGCCUCUUGCGGAGACAACAGCCGGGGACAGCUGGGCAGGAGGCUCCCUUCGGGGCAGGAGAAGCGCUCCUACGGCCCAGAGCUAAUCCAAGCAUUGGAAACACAAAAAGUUGUCCAUGUAAGCUGUGGAAAGGAGCACUCGCUGGCUGUUUGCAACAAAGGAAGGGUCUAUUCAUGGGGAGCUGGUACUUUUGGACAGCUGGGCACUGGUGAAUUGGGAGACCGUUUAAUUCCAAAGACAAUAAACGCUUUAUCCAAAUACAAGGUAAUCCAGGUUGCUUGUGGACACGAUCACUCAAUAGCACUGACAAACGAUGGCAGAAUUUUUUCAUGGGGUCAAAACAUCCAUGGGCAGCUGGGACUUGGCAAAGACAUCUCAUCUCAGGCUUCUCCGCAGCAAGUCUCUGCUCUGGAUGGCAUCCCUUUGGCUCAGGUGGCAGCAGGCGGAGCGCAUAGCUUUGCCCUGUCCCUUUCUGGCGUUGUGUAUGGAUGGGGAAGGAACAACGCACAUCAGCUGGGACUGAGCCAGGCUAAGCCCAAAGAACAAAUCUUCAAACCAUACUCAAUAGCUGCUUUGAGGAGCCUUGAUGUGGCCUUUGUGAGCUGUGGGGCUGAACACACUGCUGUGCUCACCCAGAAUGGCAGUGUGUAUACAUUUGGAGAUGACAGCGCUGGACAACUAGGACGCAAUAGUUCUUCUAGUCCAAAGUUUGGUCCCCAGAAAGUUGAGUGGAUUGAUGGUCCAGUUUCACUUUUGGCAUGUGGCAGCUAUCACACUCUUGUGCGCAUCUCUACUUCUGGUCAGCUUUUAUCUUUUGGACGUGGACCUUUGCAGCGAAACAGAAGUGGAACAACUCAAAGCAAGCCAGAUGGGGGAGGAUGUCUGAAUAUUAGUGCUCUUGUUUCUCCAAAUGAAUUGGUGGGCAUGCAAGUGAAACAGAUUUUUGCUGGAACAUAUGUCAACUUUGCCACAGUGUUUCACACACAGGUUUCUGCAUAUAGGAAUGAAACCCUCUCUAUGGAACCCUUGCCACGGAUUAGCCGGCUGGAGGAAAUGCAGAUAGACAUGUGGCUGUCAGCAACUGCAGAAAGUGAAAAGCGGCAAAAUGCAAAAAGGGAAAUAGAAACAAUAUUUUCAUCUUCUCCUUGUUUAACAGCAAGCUUUUUAAAGCAAGGAUCUCCUUUUAAAAGUGGUUGUUGUGUAGCAAUCAAUUUAGAAAAGGCAAAAAAGAUAUUUGAGAACCUUGCAACUAGAGACUGGAUAGCUGGAAGGAUUUCUUUCUGUCUGUUGAACUACCUGAUUCCAGCCCUUCCGCUGAAUUCUCCUCACCAAGAAGCCCUUUCAAUCUUCCUGCUGCUGCCUGAGUGUUCUGCAGCCCUUGAAGCCCAGAAAAUGCAAUCUUUGGCUCUGCCCUUUGCAAAAGCAGUUCUAGGCUUAAGCAAGCGCUCUUCCGAAAUUUUAGAAAACUAUUGGUCUUUGCUGCCAGCGUCAUCUUUCGACCAAAUAGUUCAGAUGCUUAGCAGAGCUGUGAAAUCUCAGCUGUCCUAUUACAAUUUCUACCCACAAUGCCAAGAAGUUAUUCCACUCCUUGAAGUACUUAAAAAAUUGUACAAGGUAAACAAGAAGGCAGACUACAAACUCCAGAUAAGAAACUUCUACAUCGAUGAUAUCAAUAAAAUAAUUAAUACCUUUUUAGACUUAGGAAGGUGGCAUACACGCAAGACACACCCAAAUCCAGAAUCAUUUCCCGUUUCCCUUUGUUCAUUUCCUUUUGUUUACAAUCUACUGACCAAGAUGGAGAUUUUUGCCAUGGAGACCAUUUUCAAUCAAGAGUGCAUGAAGGUUGGUGCCCAUCAUGAAAUCAUGCUGAAUCGAAUGCAGAGAAGCAGUGAACUCCCCAAGUUGCCCGUCUUUCUUUUGAGGGUGCAGCGCCAGAAUCUUGUCGAAAACACUUUGCACAAACUGAGUCAUGUGGAGGAUAUCUCUCUCAAGAUGCAAUUGUUGGUUGAAUUUGAAGGAGAGAUGUCUAGAUUUGAAGCUGGAGGGGUUCUUUUGGAAUUCUUUUCACAUGUUUUUGAGGAUAUGGUGCAGCCAGACUAUGGGAUGUUUAUGUAUCCUCACCCCAGUUCUCCAAUGUGGUUUUGUACCAGGAAAAAAGUAUCCAAGAAUAAAUACUACCUUUUUGGGAUCCUCUGUGGCCUUGCCAUGUUCAACAGAGUCAUUGCCUAUGUGCCUUUCCCACUUGCUGCCUUUAAAAAACUGCUUGACAAGAAACCCACCCUUGAUGACUUGAAAGAGCUGGACCCUGUACUUGGAAGGAGUUUGCAGGCAGUUCUUGACUAUGAAUGUGAUGACAUUGAAGAAAACUUUCAGCUGUGCUUCUCUAUUUUCUGGGAUGAUGUGAAGGUGGAUUUAAUUCCAAAUGGCAAUUCCAUAGCUGUGAAUAACAGUAACAAGAAGGAUUUUGUCAACAAAUAUGUGGAUUAUAUUUUCAAUAUAUCUGUAAAUGAAGUUUUUGGAGAAUUCAAGAGAGGGUUUUACAAAGUCCUUGACAAAUGCAUAAUUGACUUCUUCGAGCCUCCAGAACUAAUGGAAUUAGCGAUUGGAAAUGCAAACUAUGACUGGGAAUUGUACGAAAAGAAUGCUGUGUACUGGGGAAUAUAUAGUCCAACACACCCUACCAUUAAAAUGUUCUGGAAGGUUUUCCAUGAGCUACCUUUGACUGACAAAAAAUCCUUCUUGUUAUUUGUUGCAGGAACGGACCGGGUCCCUCCGAUGGGAAUGAAUUCCUUGAGGAUAACAAUUCACUCACACCGGUCUCUUUCAGAAGAUCAUAUCCCUGAAGCUCAGAUCUGUUUUCAUCUUUUACUCCUGCCACCUUUUUCUACAAUUGGAAAACUCAAGGAGAAACUACAACAGGCCAUUGAGAACAAUCGAGGCUUUGGCAAACAGGAAAAUGAAAAUGUCUGAAAUGGAAAUUAUCUUAGUUUGACAGUUCUUAACAAACCUAUACUUAUUCUUAACAAACCCAUACUGGCUCAUCCUGAUCACUGUAUUGUCAUCAAGAUACUUACAGACAGACUCCUGUAUAUUCUGAUUUUUCUUGAUAUUGAGGGUCUAGCAGACUAGUUGUAGUUUUCUGAAUCAUCUUGUCUUCUUUUGAAGAGAAGGACAAAAAUUUGUUCAUCUGCUACAAUUUUAUCUCCUAAAAGCUGAAAUAAACUUCCUAGCUUUUUUGCUUUUAAAAUUCCUUUCCCAAUUCCCUUUUAAAAAAAUUUUCUGGAGAUUUUUUUUGUUGCUAAAAACCAUCUAAUAUGUUGCAGCCUGGUCAGAUUCUGGGAUAGAUUCAGAGAGCCCAGAGGUGGAUAGAAGUGGUCUAGAGACAGUUGUUUUGAAAUCUCCUGGCAGUUCCCAUGGGGCCGGAAAAAGCGAUAUAUAAGUUCUCGUGAGAACCUGCCAGAAGUGCAGGCUGAGAGAAAUGUGGAAGAUGAAUGUUUGUCUAGAUCAAGGUACUUGGAAUUGCGGAGACAGGGCAUGCAACAAAGACAGACUUGCUUUUCCCAGGGAUAAGGAGAAGAAAAGCAGGUGUGUGAGAAAUGAUGUUAUGGGAGGGAUUGAGGCCUUUUAAAGUGAAUCCUGCUGGUACAAUCCUUUGUGAGAGCAACAUUGUAUUCAGGCGAACAGCUCUUGGUUUUUGGUCCUAUGUGCUUGGAAUUCAUGCAUUCAAGUUUUUACUUUGUUCUUGCUUCUAGUUCAUGUGUGAUAUAGGUUGCCUGUCUUGGAUUCAUGCUAUCUUGUUUAUGGAUAUAUUUGUGGAUUGACUCUGGAGACUGUAUGUGAAAGGAUUUUAAACUCUCAGCUAUCUUGAAAAUAACCCUUUGAACUUUGAUUCUCUUUUUAGAAUUUGUGCAUAUACUGUGUUUCCCCAAAAAUAAGACAGUGUCUUAUAUUAAUUUUUGCUCCCAGAGAUGCUCUAGGUUUUAUUUUCAGGGGAUUCUUAUUUUUCCAUGGAGAAGAAUUCACAUUUAUUGUUGAACAAAAAAAAAUUAAACAUUUAUUGUAUACUGUACAGUAGUUGUCAUCACAAACCAGCAUAACCAGACAAAUUGUGAAUCCUAUCAGGAAUUUCUUGUUACUACCAUUAUGUCCAUGUACAACACUCUAUGGUACGUACAUUUACCCAUCCUGCAUGCUCUGGUGUUCUGUUUGGCGGGCAUGCUUCCAAACAAAAACUUUGCUAGGUCUUACUUUUGGGGGAGGCCUUAUAUUUAGCAAUUCAGCAAAACCUCUACUAGGUCUUAGUUUCUGGGGAUGUCUUAUUUUAGGAGAAACAGGGUAUAUAUAUGUACUCUUCUUUAAAUAAACUUCUACUUACUGGA
Molecule: messenger RNA, 4818 nt
Organism: Anolis carolinensis (green anole)
Lineage: Eukaryota; Metazoa; Chordata; Lepidosauria; Squamata; Anolidae
Product: probable E3 ubiquitin-protein ligase HERC6
Exons: 23
Coding region: 74-3409 (1111 amino acids)
Molecular function (GO): ubiquitin-protein transferase activity
Source: RefSeq, a predicted model, not a curated record